CGAAGUUUUGAAGCAAUGGUUUCUAAAGUAGGACUUUCAACCAUGCAAAUGUUAUAUUCAUAUGAUUGGUUUUGGCUCUUUGGUGAUGUCAUAUUACUGUUUCAGAUUGGUCAAGGAACUUACAGUAGCGUGUACAAAGGUCGUGAUCUCCUGAAUAACAAAGUUGUUGCUCUGAAAAAAGUGCGCUUCGAUAAUAUGGAUCCUGAAAGUGUAAAGUUCAUGGCAAGGGAAAUCCUCCUUCUUCGACGACUGGACCAUCCAAAUAUAAUUAAACUAGAGGGCUUGGUCACAUCUAGAACAUCGUCUAGUUUGUAUCUGGUUUUUGAAUAUAUGGAACAUGAUCUCACUGGUCUUGCAUCACUUCCUGGAGUAAAGUUUACCGAAUCUCAGGUGAAGUGUUACAUGCAACAGCUGCUGAGUGGACUUGAUUAUUGCCAUAGUAAUGGUGUCCUGCAUCGAGAUAUCAAGGGUUCAAAUCUUUUAAUUGACAAUCAUGGCAUCUUGAAGAUUGCAGAUUUUGGCUUAGCAAGUUAUUUUGAUAAUCAUCAAAUUGUUCCAUUAACAAGCCGUGUUGUUACGUUGUGGUAUCGGCCACCAGAACUUUUAUUUGGAGCAACUCGCUAUGGCAUUGCAGUGGAUUUAUGGAGUACUGGUUGCAUCCUUGGGGAACUAUAUGCAGGGAAGCCGAUAAUGCCUGGUAGAACAGAGGUUGAGCAAUUGCACAAGAUUUUCAAACUUUGUGGUUCACCUUCCGAGGAUUAUUGGAGAAAAUCAAAAUUACCUUAUUCGACUGUAUUUAAACAUAUUCAACCUUACAGACGGAGAAUUGCCGAACUCUUUAAGGAUAAUUCUGGUCCCGCUAUAGGCCUAAUAGAGACCUUACUUUCUAUUGACCCUGCAAGCCGAGGAACUGCUGCUGCUGCUCUCAAGAGCGAGUUCUUUACGACAAAACCAUUUGCCUGUGAUCCAUCAAGUUUACCAAAAUACCCUCCCAGCAAAGAGAUUGAUGCAAAAUUACGCGAAGAGGAAGCUAGGAGGUAAGUGCAUUUACAGUUACUGUAAAUUACAUUUUAUUUAAUUCAUGUGUCAUAAAGGUAAAAACCAUGCAUUUUUUUUUUUGGGUGCAUUUCAUGACAUCAUUCAUAUAAAGUAAUCGACUUUUGUUAGGAUUAGCAAUGACUCGAA
Messenger RNA from Olea europaea var. sylvestris, 1185 nucleotides. RefSeq names its product probable serine/threonine-protein kinase At1g54610. Gene Ontology annotation, molecular function: RNA polymerase II CTD heptapeptide repeat kinase activity; cyclin-dependent protein serine/threonine kinase activity; ATP binding. Lineage: Eukaryota; Viridiplantae; Streptophyta; Magnoliopsida; Lamiales; Oleaceae. Gene Ontology annotation, biological process: positive regulation of transcription elongation by RNA polymerase II; protein phosphorylation. The coding region runs from base 16 to 1041 and encodes 341 amino acids. Gene Ontology annotation, cellular component: nucleus; cyclin-dependent protein kinase holoenzyme complex. The transcript has 4 exons. The record is from RefSeq and is a predicted model, not a curated record.